Molecule: messenger RNA, 1943 nt
Organism: Harmonia axyridis
Lineage: Eukaryota; Metazoa; Arthropoda; Insecta; Coleoptera; Coccinellidae
Gene: CtsK1
Product: digestive cysteine proteinase 1
Exons: 11
Coding region: 175-1836 (553 amino acids)
Biological process (GO): immune response
Cellular component (GO): lysosome
Molecular function (GO): cysteine-type endopeptidase activity
Source: RefSeq, a predicted model, not a curated record
GAACAAUAAAUGAAAUAAAUGCUUCUUAAGCAACGGCGAAAAUCGAUCAUACACAAUUGAGUUGUAAGGGUCAGAGGUUAUGUGAAACUCAUCAGUUGUUAUCAGCAAAUUUCGUUAAACAAAGUGUUGAAUUUUAUUCAAUUAUUUUCAUAGUUGUGUUUGUGAGGUGACAAGAUGCAGUCGUCACCGAUCUUUGCUUUCAUCUUAGUCCUUUUUUAUUCCGUUAAUGCAGAUUGCGACAGCAAAACGACACCACCAACAUGGCCACAAUCUUAUACGGUAAAAGGAGUUUUGAUGAUUCCCUAUGCCGAAAUCAGAGAACCAUUUUAUGCAUGGUACGAUGGACCUUCUAAGCAAUCCAGAAUCGACUACUAUGGUGAUAUGGUCAAGACCUACCAGUUAUCUCAGCUUACCCCUUAUGGAUCUAGCAUCAAAAUAGCUCCAGUAACAAAUGAGCAGCAAACAAAUAUAAGAACAUGUUUGCAGGUUAACGGAACGGCGGAAAACAAGAUAGAUCCUCAGGCUAUUCUUCCCUCUUUGGAAGGAUUCACUUGUGAAGGAGAAGAAAUCAUCGAUGGAGUUCAAGUUGAAAAAUGGAUGUUAGAAACUACAAUUGGAAAUAAAGUGAACAAAUAUACCAUGUGGUUAUCCUAUAGAUCAGAUCCAGAUGGCACUGUUUCUGUUGCUGUCCCAAGGAAAUAUGAGAUGAAGGGUUUCAACUCCCUCCUUGGAAGUCACUACGAUCACUAUUAUUUAAUUUAUAGUGACUUCAAUGAUGACUCUGUUCCUCCAGAAACAUUCGCAAUUGAUUCAAACUUAACGUGCAGCUCUUUUCCUGGUCCAGGCGAUAGGCACAUAUACACUUUCAACCCCAUGAGGGAAUUUAUACAUCCCUCUAGCGACUCUCAUGUCGAUUUUGAAUUCGAUAAAUUCAAGACUAAACAUGGAAGGAAUUAUGAGAACGAUAAAGAACAUGCCCUGCGUAAGGAUAUUUUCAGGCAAAAUGUCAGGUACAUCCAUUCCGUCAACAGGCAAUCUAGAGGUUUCUCUCUUGGAGUCAAUCAUCUUUCGGACAGAACUGACUUGGAGCUGAAGGCUCUUCGUGGAAAGCAAUAUAGCGCAGGAUAUAAUGGCGGAAAGCCUUUCCCUUACAAUAAGUUGCGUUCGUUGAAGUUACCGGACUCCUUCGAUUGGAGAAUAUAUGGAGCAGUCACACCAGUUAAAGAUCAAUCAGUUUGUGGUUCUUGUUGGUCUUUUGGUACAGUUGGAGCAAUUGAAGGUGCAUAUUUUUUGAAGAAUGGUGGCAAGUUGGUUAGACUUUCACAACAAGCUCUAGUAGACUGCUCAUGGGGUUUUGGAAAUAAUGGCUGUGAUGGUGGUGAAGACUUCCGAGCUUACCAGUGGAUGAUGAAACACGGAGGUAUUCCUACAGAAAAUGACUAUGGUCCGUACCUUGGUCAGGAUGGAUAUUGCCACGCAGACAAAGUUCCUAAGGUGGCCGCCAUAACUGGUUAUGUAAACGUAACUUCAGGCGAUGAAAAUGCUUUGAAACUGGCCAUUUUCAAACACGGACCUAUUAGUGUGGCUAUUGAUGCUGGACACAAAACCUUCAGCUUCUACUCUAAUGGAAUCUAUUAUGAACCUACCUGUGGAAACAAAGUAGAUGAAUUGGACCAUGCUGUUUUAGCAGUGGGAUAUGGAACAAUUGCCGGACAGGAUUAUUGGUUGAUUAAAAACAGUUGGUCGAACUACUGGGGAAAUGAUGGUUAUGUUUUGAUGUCAGCCAAAAAUAAUAAUUGUGGAGUUAUGACAACUCCUACCUAUGUUACUAUGUAGGGAUUAGGGAUUUACUUCAAAGAUUGAAUAUUAUUUGUAAUAUAAAAUUCAGAAUGAAAUUCCAUUUUUAUACGAUUACGAAACAAAAAAUAAAUCAUAUUUUAUCA